Funneliformis caledonium is the source of this 1104-nucleotide messenger RNA. Lineage: Eukaryota; Fungi; Glomeromycota; Glomeromycetes; Glomerales; Glomeraceae. The record is from the annotation of a GenBank genome assembly.
AUGUCUUCUUUUAAUAUAACCAAUUUUACUUCUACUACAAAUGAUUUUCAACCAAAAUUUACUUAUAAAAAAAGAAAAGCUAAUGAUAAUAAGAUCGACGUUAUACAAAAUGAUGAUAUGUUUGAAGGAAAUCAACAAAAUGAACCAAUGCUCGAUAUAGGCAAAGAUGCCUCAUCCGAUUUAAAAUUACAAGAGAAUACUGAAAAGAAAAAUCAAGGUGUGCCAUCACCAUUUAUUUUAGGACAUAUUAUUAGUGAAAAUGAAUUGGCAUUAGCAACUUCAUAUAGAAAAUUAAAUGACGUUUUUGAUGAGUUUUCAGAAUUGCAACAGCAGAAUAAUAAAGUAUCCAAAAAUACCGAUUUCAAGAAGUUUGAAAGGGAUUCUGAUAUAGGAAAGAGAAAUCAAAAUAGUUUCGCUACAGAAGAAUCGAAGAAUAAUAGGAGAAGAAAUAAUAAAAAACGUGGUGGAGGUGGUGGAAGAAAACAAAAAGAAAUUGCUGAAAGAGCAUUGAAAUCAAAAUCUGUUAAUAGGGGAUUACUAGGUAAAAGAGUUAUAGUAGAAGAGUUUGUUGGUACUUCAUCCGAUAAAAAUCACAUUCAACGGAGUAUAUUGAAAAAGAAUAAAGAAUUUAAUAAAGAUGAUAAAAAGAUUGAAAAUCAAGCGAGCUUCACUAAAAUUGGUAAUGAUAAUGCAAAUGAAGAUGAGCACGAUAAUGAAAUUGCUAAUCAAAAAGAUAUCGACACUGAACAAAGUAACGAUAGUAGCGAAGUUGAAGACUGGCAUGAUAUGCUUCCUAUAUUGACUUCAACUCCAGAUAAUUCCACCCUUGUAUUACAAAAAAUGGGAGAAUUUGUCAACAGGGUUGAUUCUGAAGCAAGUACCAACAAUGAAUUCCAUAAUGAUACAAGCGAGGAAUUGGACGUUCAUUGUGAAGAUGGUGGACGAAAUCCACCACAGGAGAAUUUAGAAAUUCUUGAUCCGACUACGCCACUUGCAUUGCAGAGAGAACCUAAAGAUCAAAUCUCAAUACCACCACCAAAAAAAGAUGUGAUACGAAGAUUUAUACUCAAACCGUUAUCUGAUGAUGAUGAUGAAUUGUUUUAG